This is a messenger RNA of Peniophora sp. CBMAI 1063, 1506 nucleotides long. NCBI's taxonomy places the organism in Eukaryota, Fungi, Basidiomycota, Agaricomycetes, Russulales, Peniophoraceae. The record is from the annotation of a GenBank genome assembly.
AUGGACACCAUUGCGCCGACAUAUGCUUGUAUUUUCGCUGCAAUCCUUGUACCUCUUAUCUGGCUCUCGACUUCCAAAAGGUCCAAUGUACCUGGCCCUCGUCCACUACCCGUCAUAGGCAACCUUCUCGAUCUUCUGUCUGCGGGUGACCCUUGGGGUAUAUUCACGACUUGGAAGGUGUCAUACGGCGACGUGGUUGGCCUACGUGUAUUCGGCACCAACAUCAUAGUCUUGAACUCCAUGCAAGCAUUCAACGAGUUAUUGAAUAAACGGGCCAGCAAGUACUCUCAUCGACCAGUCUUUACUGUCGUAUGUGAGCUCAUGAAGAUGGGAAAGAGCAUGCCUUUGAGAGAUUACGAUGAAGAAUGGCGAGAAAUGCGUAGGAUAUCGCACAAUGCCCUCGGAACGCAACCUGUCAAGCAAUACCACCGUAUGCAGGAGGAUAUGGCCGCCUUGUUUGCGCGCGAUGUCCUCGACGAACCCUCGAACUUCCGUGUCAUCCUUCGCAUGUACUCGAGUCGCAUCAUACUAUCCUUGACAUACGGUCUUUCUGCGCAGGAGGCAGAUGAUGCGUAUGUCGAGCACGCGGAGAAUACAAUGAACAUCAUACGUGAAUCUGCAGUUGUCGGUGCAUACUUAUGUGAUCUUUUACCUAUGAUGAAGCAUUUGCCUUCGUGGCUGCCAUUCCAACGUCGCGCGGCUCGCGGGCGAGCAAUGGUUCACAGAAUGGUGACAGAACCUUUUCUUCGGGUGCAGCGUGACAUGUCCGAGGGAAAAGCGCGCCCUUCCCUGGCUCGCGAUUUCCUGAACCAAAACGAAGGUGCGCUCACCGAAACGAGUUAUGAACGCUUGUUAUGGACGGCCGCUUCCAUGUAUGCAGCUGGAGCUGAAUCCUCAUAUGCUACUACAUUGACGUUCAUUCUAGCGAUGACGCUCUACCCCGGUAGCCAGCAGACGGCCCAGCAAGAGCUUGACAAUGUCUUGGGUUUCGGUAGUCUCCCCACGAUUGCAGAUCGGGAGCGUUUGCCGUAUAUACAGGCUCUUGUCAAGGAAACGAUGCGAUGGCAUCCCAUGCUUCCUCUCAGUUUCCCGAGGCGCACGGCGCAGAGCGACGAGUAUCGCGGGUUCACCAUUCCGGCGAACACCAUUGUCAUUCCAAAUGUUUGGUCAGUAGCGUUUGAACCGAACCCCAGACACCCCCCGGAGGAUUUCAUUCCGGAACGUUUUCUUGAUAUCGAAUCUAUGUCGGUGGAUCCCGCAUCCUGGGCUUUCGGUUUCGGUCGCCGGAUAUGUCCCGGAAAACUCCUGGGGGAGAACAAUAUCUUCAUCCUGAUUAGCACUCUACUGGUAUCAUUCAAAAUCCUACCCCCUGAGGGAGGAUAUAAGAGAAAGCCAAUGUUCGUUGCAGACCUCGGAAGUUUUCCGGAGCCGUUUGACUGUCAGAUAGUCCCGCGUUCUCAGGUACAUGAGCUCAAUGUACAUUUCAUCGUCAAUCACUUUGCAUAG